Molecule: messenger RNA, 1521 nt
Organism: Delphinapterus leucas (beluga whale)
Lineage: Eukaryota; Metazoa; Chordata; Mammalia; Artiodactyla; Monodontidae
Product: phospholipase A2 group V
Biological process (GO): negative regulation of T cell proliferation; phospholipid metabolic process; arachidonate secretion
Molecular function (GO): phospholipid binding; calcium ion binding
Source: RefSeq, a predicted model, not a curated record
UGCCCGGCUGGGUCUGGGCAGAAGUUCCUUCUCACCACCUCCAGGCCUGUCUUCACCACUCGUUCUCAUUCACGACUUUAAGACUCUGGAAGCCUAGAAUCCACUGGGAUCCGCAGCCCGUGGACCCCAAUGUUGUGGCUGCAGGAGGGGAGCCAGCAGGGCCUGGGGCUCCAGGCUCUGCCCGAUGACGCUGCUCGUGGGAACAGGAGCUGAGGCCAGGCCAGAGAGAACCAUGGAGAUGAAGGGCCUCCUCACACUGGCUUGGUUCCUGGCUUGUAGCGCGCCUGCUGUCCCAGGGAGCUUGCUACAGCUGAGGCUGAUGACUGAGCAGCUGACCAGGAAGCCCGCCCUGAUGAGCUAUGGCUUCUACGGCUGUUACUGCGGCUGGGGGGGUCGAGGGACCCCCAAGGAUUGUACUGAUUGGUGCUGUUGGAUGCAUGACCACUGCUACGCACGGCUGGAGAAAAAAGGCUGCAAUGCCUUGACACAGGUGUACAGAUACAGAGUUGCAUGCGGCCUGGUCACCUGUGAACGUGGGUCCCUCUGCCAGAUGCAGCUCUGCGCCUGUGACCGGCAUUUCGUCUACUGCCUGAAAAGAAACAUGAGGAGCUACAACCCUCUUUAUCAAUACUUUCCCAACUUCCUCUGCAUCUAGUCGUCUCAGUGAGCUCCUCCUGGACCAAGAUUCUUACACCCUCUCCUACAGCACAGAGCUUACCCACUCUGCUGGAAUCCCCAGAGAGGCUCCCAGGUCUGGGACCUCAUUCUUGAUGUUCCACUGGGCUCGGAGGAGGCCCACAGCCUCACUUCAUCCUCCAGAGUUCCAGGAGAGUGACUCUGGUCAUUAGACUUGGCAAGGUCAGGGUCCCCGGCCUCCACUUGUGAGAUCAGCCGCUCUGGUGCCGAAAGCUCGCCCUUCACUCCAGGCCAGCUGUGUUUCUCCUCAUCCCUGAAGACAGCCCUGCUUCUCCAGGAGGGAGGCUUUCCUGGGAUGCAUUGACUUUUCAGUUCUGCAGUUGGGUUAUCACUACCAUCCUGUAGAGAAUUUUCACAGAAGUGGAAGCAAAAGUGACUCCAUAAUUCUGCCACAUAGGUAUUAAAUAAAAUUCCUUCUCAAGACUAAUAAUAACCACACAGGUAUUUCCUCUGCUGUGGAGGAUUGCCUGCACCUCUUUCUCUGCUGUUGGGGCACCAGACCCAGCAUUAACCAUGUUCCCUCAGAGGAGGAAGGUACAGAUUAGUAACUAGAAGGUUUCCUGGGAUGAGUACCAAGCCUUCUUUGGGGCUCAUCUCCUUAAACCUUGGGUCCACUCGAGCCAAGCACUGGACCUCAUUCUUCCUCCAGGGAGCGGGGAGAAGAUGAUUGGCAAUCGUGCCGUCUUGGGCUUCCAGACCAGAGAGCGCCGCAUUUGAAUGCCAACUUGGCUUCUCCAGCUGUGUGGUCUCAGGCUCAUUACUGAACCCCUCUGAUUUCUGGUCUCUUUAAAAAAGAAACUGUAGGGCUUCCCUGGUGGCGCAGUG